UAUUUAUUUAAAAUUAUAAAUAUAUAAUUUUUUCUAUUUAGUACUCUUGUUUAUAUAAGUUUUCAAGAGAUUCUUUUAGAAUUUUUCACUGUUGAUUUUUUUUGAUUUAAGUGUUAAAAUUUUGUCAUUUAUACCUGAUAAAUAAUUCCGAAAUGAAGGUUUACAAAGAUUUGUACUCUAAUGAUGAAGUUUGCUCUGACGCAUACGAUCAUCAUGACCCAUUCGAUAAUGCAGAUCUUUCAUCUGUUGCUUUUGAAGUAAAAACUUCAAAGGUUCCAAAAGGUGAAGAAGACUAUGGAAUCGGAUACAAUGAUGAAGAAGGGGCCGAUCAAAUGAAUGUUGACCCCAAUGUUGAAAUGGUAGUAGAUGUGGUUGAUAAAUUUGGCCUUCAAUCCCUUUCAUUGACGAAGAAGGAUUACUCUUCCUACAUUAGGAAGUACAUUCAGAGAUUAGUUGCCACUCUUCAGGAAAAGAACCCUGAGAGAGUAGAACCGUUUAAAACAACAGUUUCCGAUUUCGUUAAACAUGUUCUCGCAAAUUUUGAGGAUUUUGAGUUUUACGUUGGAGAAUCCUUGGACUACGAGGCAGGACUCGUUUACGCCUAUUACAAGGGCGAAGAAGUCUCACCGAGGCUUGUUUUCCUCAAAGACGGACUUGUAGAAGAGCGUUACUAAAUAUAGCUCUCAUGUAUUAAUCAACUUGUUUAAUCUCUAGACCACUCGUA
Messenger RNA from Theileria parva strain Muguga, 724 nucleotides. RefSeq names its product Translationally-controlled tumor protein-like protein (gene TCTP). Gene Ontology annotation, molecular function: calcium ion binding. Gene Ontology annotation, cellular component: cytoplasm. Bases 153 to 674 code for a protein of 173 amino acids. The transcript has 3 exons. Lineage: Eukaryota; Apicomplexa; Aconoidasida; Piroplasmida; Theileriidae. The record is from RefSeq and is a predicted model, not a curated record.